Conger conger (European conger) is the source of this 2303-nucleotide messenger RNA. It is a transcript of the gene ankra2, whose product is annotated as ankyrin repeat, family A (RFXANK-like), 2. Gene Ontology annotation, biological process: regulation of gene expression. Gene Ontology annotation, molecular function: protein binding. Lineage: Eukaryota; Metazoa; Chordata; Actinopteri; Anguilliformes; Congridae. The record is from RefSeq and is a predicted model, not a curated record. Gene Ontology annotation, cellular component: nucleus. The transcript is spliced from 9 exons. Bases 245 to 1192 code for a protein of 315 amino acids.
GUACUUCCGCUUUGAAAUACUUUAUUGUUCAUGAACGACGUAAGCAUGUUUCAAUAAACUUUAUUUAUACAGCAAGUGACGUUGACAGACAGUCGGAAUCAAAAUAACAACAGACGGCACAAUGUACAGCAUUUCAGGCAUUUAAACAGCAGUUGGGAUUCCACGAGUGCAACCCAUGGACGCCUCUUUGUGGUGAACAGACUUUAGAAAGGAGCUCACCUUUGACCUGGAGGUAUCAUUCGGGAUGGAUGUGACCUCAGGUGAUGGGAGCACAGAGUGCCAGCUGGCCUCUGAGGAGAUGGAGGGGAUCUGUGUAUUGCCAGACAUGGCAGCUAUCAAGGCCGAGCAUCAAGUGGGGGGAGUGAGUGGGGAUGAAGGAGGAUCCCAGAACGUUGCCAUGGGGAUUAAAUUCAUCCUGCCGAACCGCUUUGAUAUGAACGUCUGCUCCCGCUUUGUCAAGUCACUCAAUGAAGAGGAUAGCAAGAACAUUCAGGAUCAAGUCAACUCUGAUUUGGAGGUGGCAUCUGUCUUGUUUAAAGCGGAGUGCAACAUUCAGACGUCUCCAUCACCUGGCAUCCAAGUGCGACAUGUAUACACCCCAUCCACCACCAAACACUUCUCCCCUAUCAAACAGUCCACCACGCUCACCAACAAGCACCGCGGCAACGAAGUGUCCUCAACGCCACUCCUGGUGCACUCUCUGUCCAUUCAUCAGCUUGCUGCUCAAGGGGAAAUGGUGUUCCUGGCAAGCAGGAUUGAGCAAGAGUCUGUGAUAAACCUGCAAGACGAGGAAGGAUUCACUCCGCUGAUGUGGGCUGCUGCACACGGACAGAUUGCUGUGGUGGAGUUCCUGCUGCAGAAUGGGGCAGACCCCAACAUCCUGGCUAAGGGCAGAGAGAGUGCCCUGUCUCUGGCUUGCAGUAAGGGCUAUACUGACAUUGUGAAGAUGCUCAUUGACUGUGGUGUCGAUGUCAACGAGUACGACUGGAAUGGAGGAGCUCCUUUGCUGUAUGCAGUUCACGGAAACCAUGUCCGUUGUGUGGAAAUCCUUCUAGAGAGUGGAGCAGAUCCCACCAUGGAGUCUGACUCUGGCUUCAAUGCUAUGGACAUGGCAGUAGCAAUGGGCCACAGGAAUGUUCAACAGGUCAUGGAAGCCCAUCUGCUGAAACUUCUACAAGGCAUUAAAGAAUGACGCCAGCACAUGAAUGCGACUGCACAUCAAUGUGGAUACUGAUACAUCUACGAAUGCAUCAUUUUUCAUGGACUUACAUCCAGCCCAAUAGGUAACGUGUUUGUUUUAUGUAGGGUUUUUUGUGUUCAUUUGUGCAGCAGUACCUCCCGUACCAAGCUGAUGUCAGUUGACGCAUGCAAGAGUUUUAUUGUGAGGAUUCCCUGCAAUAAGGUCAAACUUGUUUUUGUUCAUUUAUUUACAAGUGUUAUGUGAUGUAAUUGGCAUGUAUGGGUUUUUGUUUAUUCCCAUUAUGUGAAUUAUGAAUGUACAGUUCCUUUAAUUUAUUUAUUUAGGAACCUUCAUAAGGUAUUUGUGAAUGAAUCCCCCCUAUUUUUGUUACUUGUUUAGAAAAGUAGAGGAGACAGCCUGUUUUUAAAACGCAAACGCAUGCCAAAACAUGAAUAAAUAAGCUUCUCUCCCCUUGUAAUACAUGCACACAUUUCAGAUAAAUUGUCAAAAGAAUUUUGUCAAAAAAAAAACUGAUGCCAUUUUCUGUUUGUUUCAUGGGUUAAUGUUUGUGAUUACUUCACCCAUUUUGCCUUUAGGCAAACCAAAUAACUCACACAAAGAAUAACAAAGAUAUUGUGGUUAGUUUUACAAGAUGUGAAUUUGCAAGGACAAUAACAUACUUUCCUCAUUUCUUGUUGUCAGUAGAAGGAAGGACGCUGAGGUCCAUUGCUGACCCAGUCUGUUUUAUGGCUUCCCAUCACUUUGAUGUAAUUGCCACUUGUGUGUUAUUUUGGUCUUAUAAACCAUUUUGAUAUAAUCCAUAAGGACCGUUUUGUUUUUUCACUGAAGAGCUUUAUGAUUCUCUUUGGUUUUCCGUGCCACCGCAUGCUUCUGCACAAACGCUUGAGCUUUCCCAGCACCAUUGCUGUUGACACGAAAGUAACUGGAACUGUUAAACAGGGAGUAUGAAUGCAUGCUUUCCACAGAGAUCUUUUAAGAAGCACAGCAUAUGGUGUAACCUCAAAAUUUACUUUGGUUUUUGUCACAACACCAAGGUAACCAGAACAUUUUCUACUGUCCUUUAUAUUGCUUUCGGCAAUAAAACGGCACCGCUUUUCAGGUU